Paramecium sonneborni is the source of this 3725-nucleotide messenger RNA. Lineage: Eukaryota; Ciliophora; Oligohymenophorea; Peniculida; Parameciidae. The record is from the annotation of a GenBank genome assembly.
AUGUAGAAUAAUUAAGGUAGUUAAGGUGGAUGUUAAGUAAAUGGCAAUGAUGAUUAAAGAUUUGAACAAUUGGAAAGUAAGUAAUUUAAUUUGACUAAGUAGUAAAACCGAUAAAAAAUUUAGCAAAAUUUAGUUAAUUGUAAUAAUUGUGGAAAGAAUCUGACAUACCUAUUUGUCAUUAAAAGUACUUCUAUAAUAUUUUAUUGGUACAUCAGUAAUAAGCAGAAAAAUUAGUGACAGCUGAAAUAGAUAGCAUUAGGAAUAAUAAAAGUGUAGUUAGAACUUUACAUCAGCUGACAAUAGGAAGAGAGAGAUGUCUAAAGGAGAUAUCAAGAUUAAGCAGAGGAAACUUUUCUGAUUUUUUGAAAAAAAUUUCAAAAUUUAUUUACGAUCUAAGGAAACUUACAUUAAAUUUUAUGGAAUUUCAUCGUAAAUGGAGAAAUGGUUUGAAUUAAAAAUAUGAGUGGAAUUACAUUUGGAGAAUAAAAGAUCGUGAUUAUUUGCAUUAAAUAAAGGAGGAUCAUAAAUUUAUAUACAAACAUCAUUCAAAGACAAUGUAAUAUUUUUAAUUAGAAGAUGAUGAUAUAUUUUAUUUAAGUGUAGUGAAAUAAGCAUAAAAGGAUGAUCAAUAAUAAGAGUAUUUGAUUCAACAUAAGAUGGAGUAGAAAUACAUAGAAAAGAUGAUUGAAUUAUAGGAAUAUUUUAAUACAAAGAUGGGUGAUUAUAAGCCUGUAAAGAUAGGAUAGUAGUAUAAUUAAAACAGUGAAAUAAAUCCUGUAGGUUCUCCAGGUUUUGAAGAGAGAAACAAUAUAAAUAUGUAAGACUAUGUAAGUGAAGUUAUAUAUAAUACAAAAGAGUUAUAGUUCAAUUUGGUAAAAUAUUCAUUUAAGGAUUUAUUUGGAAUAUUGAAAAAUUGGUCUUCUUAGAAUGUUUAAGAAUUGAAUGAUAGUUUUAAAUAUCCAAUGGAUCAUAUAAAAGAUUUAUUGAUGUAUUGGCAAGAAGCUGCAGUGUUGAGAAUAGAUAAUAAUGGAUUGAUAAUAUGUUCAAUAGAUUAGGAAUUUAGUGGAAGAAGAUGGAUUUUACAUUAAAUAUAUUUAAAUAAAGAUCCAAAGUGGUAAUAGAGAUUGGGUGUUGUAAUUUAACAUUUUAUAAAGAUGCUAAUAUAGAAAGGAGAUCCAUUUACAUCAGUUGCAAUAUGUUGUAGUAAUGAUUAAUACAUGAAGAAAGUAUUAGGUGAUUUGAAAUUUACAUUCUCUAAAAACAUAACAUAUAAUAAAUUUAAUGUUGUAAUUUAUGAAUAAAAAGUUUAAAACAUACAAUCAAAUUUUAUGAGAUAGUAUUUCACUCCUUUAACUUUGAGAAUGCUUAGAAUUUAUGCAAAAUAAUUAGAAAGUACUUUAAUAACAAAUGAAGAAUUAAUGAUUGCUUAAUAUUGUUCAAAUAUAGGAAAAAAUGAUAUGAUGAAAUUUGAAUAAAAUAUUUUAGAUUUAUCUCAGAAUUUAAAUGUAAUUAAUUAAUUAAUAUACUAUCUUAGAAAUCCAAACUUUAUGGAUAAGAGUAUAUGUUAUUUAAGAAACCUAAUGAUGUUAAAACUAAAUAUUAAAUUGAAUUCAGUACUCCUAUUCAAUCUCAAAUGUAUUUUUAAUAGUUUAAUGUGAAAUUGAAUUUUAAAUACUUUAGUAGUGAAUUCUGUAGGAAUAACACUCAACCUUAUUUACGACUUACUGCUGUAAAUGAGAUUUAUAUAUUAUUUAGCAUCCAAAUUUGAAUGAAUAAGAACCAUCAAUCCUUUAGUUGAGUUCCUCAGAAAUUGGAAAUGGUAUUAUUUAUUUAAUUUCUACAAUUGAUCCUAUUAUUAAAAUGUAUUAUAUAAUAACUUAUAUUUAGAUUUAUUUAAGAAGUUCAACCUAAUCAGAUUUCAAAAUCUAAUAUCUAAUCCUUUAUAAAUUAAGCUUUCGAGAAAUUCGAUAAAAAAUAAGAAUGUUAACAUCAUAUUUGGCUUCCUCAAUUUAAAUGUACUGGGAAAUAGAUGAAAUUAAGUGAUGCUAAUAUUGAAGCAUACUUUUAAAAUGACACUUAUUUAUCUGUUUAGUAUCCUAGAAAUCCAUCUUUACAUACUAACAAAUACUUUAAUGAUACUGAUAAAAUAAUCUAACCUCCUUUUCUUUUUGGAAUUGUGUAAAGUGAUCUUGAAAAAAUUAAUAAACCUCUUUUCUCUAUUCUUAUCAAUAAAGAACAUAUUAUUACAAUAUAAGAGAAGAUUAUUAUUAAUAACAAUAUAUCUUUACCUAAUUCCUUUUAAAUGUAAACUCAAGAAACUGAAUAAACCUUCAAAGAAUUAUUGUAAAACACUCCUUUAGAGAUUAAAAAAUCAUUUUGUUCAAAUCCUACUGUUCUUUUAUACAAAUUUAAGUAUUCCCUUUAAUGUUGUUUAAUCAAAUUUAAUGUUGGUCAUGCCCUUAUUUAUGUUGAUGAAGUUCACUUCUUAGAAAAGAGAUGGAUCAUUGAAUCUAUUAUGAUCAAUGAUCUAAAUAAUUUAUCUCUGUUACUCUCAAAUAUAAUUUAAUAUAUUUUUACUAUUGAUCAUUCUGCUAAUGAAAUACAAAUUAGUUAGGUAUAAAAUGUAUUCAUAACAUCUCUAGUCUCAUUAUUUAGAAAAAGGAGAUCUUGUAGCAAAUAAAUUUAUAAUGGAUUCCAUUAAAAAUGCUAAAUUUAAAUGGAGACAAGUAGAUAAUGAUGCGAAAACCUAAAUCAGAAAAACUAUUUAUUUUCUCAAAAGAUCCAUCUCAGAAUAGUAUCUCUAUUAUCUUAUUUUUAAUUAGUCCUAAUUAUAUACCAAAUCAAGUCUCUAUAUAAUUUAGAUCAUAUUAUGCUACUUAAUAAAGUGAAGAGAGGAAUCAAAUCAUUAAUCAAUUAGAAUAUCUUCAUUCUGAAAAUGAAUUUUAAUUCUUUGAAGAUUGCUUCUAAUAUCAUGUUCAUGGCUAAGUUCCUCAAUCUAAUACCUUCAUCUACUAGAAAUUACAAUCAAUUUAAGGCAAACUUCCUAAUUCAGAAUUCACAAGUGUUCAUUCUUUAGAAGAACUUAAAUCCUAAAUCAAAUUCUAAAUUGAUCUACCUCCUUUUGACUGUAAAUAUGAAUAAGUAUAUAAUAAUACAUCAUACUAUUUUAGUUUGAUAUACUCUACAUGAAUACAUAAUUAAAAAUUAAAAAAUAAAGAUAACUCACCUACAAAGGCUAAACAUAUCUAGAAAUACCAAACUAUGAUUCAUGUUAAUAGAUAUUUCAAUCUGAAAAUUAUGAAUUCAAUUAAAAAAUCUAUUUCAUUGCCACUUAAGAUCCACUUUAUUUUGCAUAUUUUAUAGAAUUAGGUAAUCCCACCUUAAAAUAAUAAAUUCAGUAGGAUUAACUUAGAAUAGCCUCUCAAGUUUCACAAGUAUUUAUCAUAUUUCAUUAGGCAUUCGUUACUAAGUAUUUAAGUAGUUUUCAAUUAAUUUGGAUAGAAUAAUUUUAGAAAAUUAAUCCAAUAAAAUAAAAACAGAAUGUCUUAUAUAUUGAUUUUGCUUUGAAUUCAUAAUUUUCAAUUGAACAAUUUAUGAAAAUGGAAGAUGACCCUAAAAAUUAAGAAGAAAUCUAUAAAAUCAAGUUACCUAUGUUUUGUGGACUGUUAAAUACAAAUAUGAGAACACAAUUUGAACGUCCAUUAAUAGGAAUGAUAAUUGAAUGA